UUACGGAAUUCGCAUUUUUUGGUUACACGUUUACGUAGUUUUUUUUUUCUUGGUUGAUGAUGAUUUUUGAAUAAAUUGAAAUCAUAAUUCGCUAGAUUUUGUGAUUUUAGUGGAUUGCAAACCCACUUUGGUGUGUUUGCGUGGUGUGGUGAAUUUUUUUUUAAUUUUUUUUGGGCUUUUACAUUGAAUUAAUUUUUAUUCAAAAUAAAUAAUGCAUCAUUCCUGACGAGCAUUCUGCAUUUUUAUGUGAAUUUUUUUGAUAUAUAUCCUAUUGUCGAAUUGCAUAUACUACAUCACCUGGGUACAACUCUGGUGGAAUAAAAAAAAGUAAUUAUUCAAAGUGACACUUUUAAUUUCGAGGUGAAAUUAAAAUUCUACCUGUCAAAGUAAAUAAUAAAAUACAAAUAGUUGCUCCAUUUGUUUGUUUUAUUUGUUUUCUCUGUUUCUGUAUCAUUUUUUUUAUUUCUUGUUUUGUGUCUAUUGUAUUUGAAUUAAAUGUGGAUUACGUAUGGAAUGCGUAAUUAAACCGUUUUAAAAUAAAACAAAAGUGGCGCCCAACAGAAGGCUAUUAACUGUCAAAAUACAACUUUCUCUAUCUCGAUAGAUAGAAUUUGGGACAAGGAUUUAAAAAGGAUUAUUUCUUACAAUUGAGAAGGAGACCAUUUUCAUUAUUAUUCAGAAGCAACAAAGAGGAAAAAGGAAACAGGAGAUAAAAGAGACUUUCAAUCAAAAUUUGCACAAACGUCAAAAUGUACCGAAUCACAACGAGCACUCUAGUGCUGGCCAUCAUAUUCAUCAGCACAACAGUAUUUGCCGGGACAUGUGGUCCCAAAUUUCCCACCGAAUGCAUAUGUGGGAAUGAGAACUACGAAAGUAUGAUACGCUACGUCGUAAACUGCACAAAUGCCGGCCUUCAAAAUACCAGCGUAUUGGAAUUUAUGCCCCCUGAAGUGGAAAUUCUUAUUUUCACCGGCAAUAACAUACCACAGCUGCCAUGGAAUGUUUUUGGUACAAUCAAUGAUUAUACGUCUUUGACAAUUGUUGACAUGAGUAACAAUCAUAUUCGCGAAAUUCGAGGGAAAACUUAUCAUCAUGUUCAAAAUGUCAAACGUCUCAUAUUGAAUCACAACAAUUUGAGUAUAUCACGAGAUGACGAUGAAGUUAACCAUCAUCAUCCGAGAGUAUUUUCGAAUUUUAUGAAUUUAGAGGCAUUACAUUUGACAGAUGCCUUCGAUGACAAUACGUCACCCCAUCUAAGUGAAGAUUUGCAUGAUAUAUUUGUCAAUAGUAAUUUGGCGAAACUUCAAAAACUCCAUUUGGAACAAAAUGAAAUAUCACACUUUAAAGAUCGUAAGGUUUUCUGUGAUUUGCCGAGUUUACGUGAUCUUCAUCUUGGAGACAACAAUUUGAAAGAAGUCAACUUUGACAUCAAAUGCCUUAAAAAUCUUCGAUUUCUCGAUUUAGAACGCAACAAAUUCGAAUAUGUCAAAGCUAAAGAUUUGAUUUUAAUGGACGAACUAGAAGAAAGACCCGAUCGUACAGCCAAUCUGAUUGUUGACUUCAAUUUGAAUCCGUUUGUUUGUGAUUGUAAAAUCAGUGUUUUACACGAUUGGAUACAACAGACAGCUGUGACAGUUCGAAAUGAAGAAAAUCUCAUGUGCUUCCGCAAUCACACAAAACCGGAACCAAUUAUGAAAAUGCAAUAUGGCAAGUGUGCAAGUUCGAAAUUGAGAGCUUCAAUGACAGGCCAUACAAUGACACUUAUCUUUUUGCUAAUUGUAUUGAGUAUGAUUUUAAUUGCACUUGUUGCGGCAUUGAUAUAUGUUAGUAGAGAUAGAAUAAAAUAUAUGAUUACACCAGUGUUUGAUACAGUUUCGAAAAAAGUGCAUUAUACAUCGAUCAAAGAUGAAGAUUGUCCGGAGGUUCAUGUCUGAGAAUUUAUCCUAUACACACAUUUAUAUUUAUUUUAAACUAUACAUUUAAUUGAAAAAAAAAAUGUAAAA
Molecule: messenger RNA, 2003 nt
Organism: Episyrphus balteatus (marmalade hoverfly)
Lineage: Eukaryota; Metazoa; Arthropoda; Insecta; Diptera; Syrphidae
Product: trophoblast glycoprotein
Exons: 3
Coding region: 750-1934 (394 amino acids)
Cellular component (GO): membrane
Molecular function (GO): protein binding
Source: RefSeq, a predicted model, not a curated record